AUGAAGUUCGCAAAAGAACUAGACGAUGAUCUCGUGCCCGAAUGGCGGUCUAAGUACCUCAACUACAAGGGCGGCAAGAAGAGGAUCAAGGCCGUGACACGCGCUCUUCGUGAAGCCGCGAAAACACCUUCGUCUACCUUCCCUCGUCCAGAAGCGACACCCGAGUUACCAUAUACCCAUUUCGACUACAAUGCUCGAAGAUCGCGCAAGAACCAGGCAAAUGGCACAAAAGCCGCCCGAAAACCUGCCCUCGAGGAAGCGCGCCGAGUCAGCACCCUCUUCGCAGCAUCGCCUCCAGUCCUUAUCCCGGAUAGUCAGCCUGAAACAGAGGAGAACAGCACAUUCACUUCACCAGAGGGAAGCCCAGAGGAAGAGACACCAUUACAGCCAGUUCGAUCACGCGCGACACGUUAUGGUAGUAUCAUUGGAUCGCCGCCGUCUGGUCCAGCGCGUAUGCCAAGUCUGGACCUGCCCGACCCUGCUCUGGCCACCAAGAAGCACGAUGCGCCAGAUGAUCUAACGCAGCUGCCGUCACCUGUGGUUAAACCGCCAAACCCGUCGCCAGAUCCUUACCACAUCGGCAAAGACACGGCCAAGCAGAGUCUGGCCAAACGCAUGUUCCUACAACGUCAUCGCAACUCAACUGCCCCGUCGCCUGGAAAUGCUCGUACCUACUCGCAGUCGAAGUUGCGGAGGAUGUUCACGUCGCACCACGAGCAGACACCCACCGGUAAUGAUGUCCAGCUCGAGGCCUAUGAAAAGCUGGAUGCGAAGCAAGACGACUUCUUCUCGUAUCUGGACAAAGAGUUGAAGAAAGUUGAAGAAUUCUACAAGUUCAAGGAGGACGAAGCCAAUGAUCGGUUGAUGGUCCUUCGCAAGCAGCUUCAUGAGCUUCGCGACCAUAGGCUGGAGGAGGUCCGCUCUCUGCACAAAGGUCAGUCUAAGACGAAUGGGGUCUUGAAGGAUCUUGGUGGUGAUGAGCACAAGCCAUCGCUCAGUAACGCUUAUGGUGUGGCAAACCUUGCACGGCCAGUCGGCGAGUUUGUUACAGGCAAGACCAAGAUUGGACGUGUGACUAAGUCGCUCCAACAGAAUGCGUCUCCUGAAAUUUCUCCAGGCCAGGCCGCAGCACGACCCUCUGUCGACAACAGAGCCGACUUCGUACGGCGCCAACAGCAUGUACCCUCCUACCGUGUGGCAAAGCGACGAUUGAAGCUGGCAGUGCAGGAAUACUACCGGAGUCUGGAGUUGCUUAAGUCGUAUGCUCUGCUCAACCAGACUGCAUUUCGCAAAAUCAACAAGAAGUACGACAAGGCUAUCAAUGCUCGCCCGCCACUGCGAUACUAUUCUGAAUACGUGCAGGAUGCAUACUUCGUCAAGAGUGAUGUCAUCGGCAAUCACAUGGUCACUGUCGAAGAUUUGUACUCGCGAUAUUUUGAGAAAGGGAACCACAAGAUCGCUGUGAGAAAGCUGCGCUCAAAGCUCAAAGAGGACGACACCUCCGAUGUGACAUUUCGCAACGGAUUAUGGCUCGCGGCUGGAGGAUGCCUAGGUGUCGCCGGACUCGUCGAUGCUCUGCGACUCCUGUUCGGCACUGAAGGCGUCCUCAAGAUACAGGUCAGCUACCUGCUUCAACUAUAUGCUGGAUACUUCUUGGCAUUGUCAUUAGGUCUGGCAUUCAUCGUCAAUUGCAGGAUCUGGAAACAAAAUCGCGUCAACUAUGCUUUCGUCUUUGAGUUCGACCCAAGGCAUACACUGGACUGGCGACAACUGGCAGAGCCUCCGUGCUUCCUCAUGUUCUUGCUUGGUCUCUUCCUCUACAUCAACUUCCGCCAUCCAGUCGACGAUGGCUUCUUCCUGUAUUAUCCAGUCAUUCUGAUAAGCUUGACGCUCCUGCUCAUGGUUCUGCCCUUCAAGAUAUUCUACCCACAGGCCAGGAAAUGGUGGGCCUACUCGAAUUGGCGCCUGCUAUGCGCAGGAAUAUACAACGUCGAGUUCCGGGAUUUCUACCUCGGAGACAUGUACACAUCAGCAACGUACUCCAUGAGUCAGAUCGCGCUGUUCUUCUGCCUCUACUCGAGUGGCUGGAAUGACCCGCCGCACUGCAAUUCCAACCAUUCGCGCCUUCUCGGAUUCUUCACAACCUUUCCUGCCAUUCUACGCGCCUUCCAAUGUAUAAGGCGUUUCUGGGACUCUGGCAGCUGGUUUCCCCACAUGGCCAAUUUCGUGAAAUACUGCGGCAAUAUCAUGUACUACAUGUCGCUGAGUCUAUACAGAAUAGAUAUGGAUCACAAGACAAGGGCGGUCUUCAUCACUUUCGCGGCGGUCAAUUCAGUCUACUGCACCAUUUGGGAUAUCUUCAUGGACUGGAGUCUGGGAGACUGGAUACAUGGAGACAAUAAGUUCCUCAGGAGCCGCCUGGCGUUUAAGAAAAGACGCUACUAUUAUGUGGCGAUGGUGCUGGAUAUCAUUCUUCGCCAGCAGUGGAUCGUAUACGCUAUCUUCGUGGAGGACCUGCAGCACUCAUCGGCCGCGUCCUUCUUUGUUGGCUUUGCAGAGGUCAUUCGACGAGGAAUGUGGUCCAUUUUCCGUGUCGAGAACGAGCACUGCAACAAUGUUGGCAAGUUCCGUGCCUACCGUGACGUGCCACUGCCGUACAAGCUACCGGACGAGCAGGUGCCAGAAUCACAACGCGAGAGCAUGGAUCCGCAGACCGAUGGCGGCGCCACGCCGACCGGUGUGGAGGGAGCUGUUGCCAGCGGCACAGACUUGGAACGACAGCGAACCGACGACUCCGCCACUUCCACAGUCCGGAACCGCUUUCGUGCACUGGCUCGUGUCGCGACGGCUUUUGCCAAUGCCCACGGUCAGGACUACGAAAAGAAGAAGAGACCCACAGGAGAUGCGCCGGACGAAGAGCAGCCAUUGGAUGGCAAUGAGAGUAGUGACGAUGAUGAUGAUCCUGCUGCUGAGGACGUGGACGAUGAGUUUCGACGGUCGGUGGAGGUGCAGGAUAAUGAGGAUGUAGACCAGGUUAGAGAUUUGGUUACACGGGCAGCGCGGACUGCUCCGAGGUCGUGA
Cyphellophora attinorum is the source of this 3081-nucleotide messenger RNA. RefSeq lists its product as uncharacterized. The coding region runs from base 1 to 3081 and encodes 1026 amino acids. Gene Ontology annotation, biological process: phosphate ion transport; cellular response to phosphate starvation. The transcript is spliced from 2 exons. Gene Ontology annotation, molecular function: inositol hexakisphosphate binding. The record is from RefSeq and is a predicted model, not a curated record. NCBI's taxonomy places the organism in Eukaryota, Fungi, Ascomycota, Eurotiomycetes, Chaetothyriales, Cyphellophoraceae. Gene Ontology annotation, cellular component: Golgi apparatus; cytoplasm; plasma membrane.